AAAGUGGCUAAAGUUUGUUUUUCUUCUGUGCUUUCGAUAUUCUUGGCCAUCGGCGAAAAGGAAUCCUAGCGGGUGAAAUAAACUCUAAACAUGAGGCUAACUUUGUUUCGGUUCGCAAGGCUCAGCCCGUCCGUAAAGGAACUCCGGCUGCACCUGUGCCAAACGGGCGAAGAGUCACAAGGCGUACGUGAAUUCGUAAACACCCGCUACGUUCAGUUGAAGCGCGAUAAUCCUUCGCUCCCAAUUCUGGUGCGUGAAUGCAGCGGCGUACAGCCCAGACUUUGGGUUCGUUACGAGAUGGGAAAAGAAAAGUCGGUUCCACUGACUAAAGCAACUGCCGAAGACAUCUCCAAACACAUUGAAAUGCUCGGCAAAGGACAAUGAGCGUCUAACACAAAAAGGAGUUUUGUCGAUAUGGUUCCGCAAAGUGGUCUCGUGCUGGAUUCGUUAGGAGGCUUGUAUGUAACUAAAACUGUAGCACGAAAGAGACGCAUGUGCUUAGGAAAUAAAUAAUUUCGAAUGUAAAACCACAA
Anopheles cruzii is the source of this 533-nucleotide messenger RNA. It is a transcript of the gene ND-B8, whose product is annotated as NADH dehydrogenase [ubiquinone] 1 alpha subcomplex subunit 2. The transcript is spliced from 3 exons. The coding region runs from base 91 to 384 and encodes 97 amino acids. The record is from RefSeq and is a predicted model, not a curated record. Lineage: Eukaryota; Metazoa; Arthropoda; Insecta; Diptera; Culicidae.